Chironomus riparius is the source of this 1245-nucleotide messenger RNA. The record is from the annotation of a GenBank genome assembly. Lineage: Eukaryota; Metazoa; Arthropoda; Insecta; Diptera; Chironomidae.
AUAAGUGUUUAAUGGAGUCGCUAAGAGGGAUAUUCCCUCGCACAGAACCACCUGCAAAACGUGAUUUUCUAAAGGAAAAUGUGAUGAGAAUAAGGAAUAUUCAAAGGAUGCGCAAACCAAAAGAUACAGAAUACUCAAAUAAGUUUAAUAAGCCACAAAAGACAAGGAAAUUAAGCUUAUAUGAAGACAGAAUGCCAACACCAAGCCGCUCAAGUAAUUCUCUAACGUUAUGCUCAACAAAAGCACCAAUUGGAAAUUUAAGGAAGUCACUAAGCACUAUGUCAAUAUCCAAAGAUUGCGGGACACAAACAGUUGAUCCUGAAGCAGAUGAAUACUUUCUUAAAGACACAAUAAUUAGAUAUCCUUCAGCAUCAACAAUUAGAUCAGUUGGAACUUCACAGCAACAAUUAUCUCAUACAUGCAGUAAAGGACAUUUAUUGGAACAGGAAGCAGCUCCAAGAUAUAAAAGUCACUUUCAUGAUCGUAAGGAUGAUCAUUCUGAGAAAAUGGAUAGACAUGUAAAGAAUUUAAGUGAAUUUCUCGAUAAAGGAUCAAUCACUAAGAAACAGCCAUCGUCGAUACUUAAAAGUUCCUCAUCACUCCAAAAGUUAAAUAAAAAUUCCCUAAAUGAAUAUCAAAGGCGAGAAGACAGGACUCAAAGAGUAGGCAGUGCUCAUCAUUCUAGAGAAACAGUUUUGAUUUCUGAUGAAAGUGGCAGUGAAAAGGACGAAGAGAUUAUUGAAAUUACAAAUCUUGACAAGAAUAAGAAGGAACUUCCAAAAAAUAAGAAGAAGAAAGAGCUAGGCAACGGUGACAUUGUAGAUGCAAAGAAGAAGCAAUUAGAAGCAGCAAAAGAUGAUCCAGACUGUCCUGAUGGUCAUGUGCCUUUGUCAGAGGAUGAAAGACUAGAGUCGUUGAGGAUUGCUAAGAAACGCUUCAAGGAGCUUGUUGACGAACUGAAUCGAUUACCAAUGACAUGCGAGACACUUCGAGUACGAAAUCGUAAAAUUGAAAUUGAAAAGGAAUUGAGAAGUCUGGAAAUAAAUAUUCGAGUAUUUUCACGUUCCAAAGUUUAUGUCAAAUUGACAGAAUGAAGACUUUAUUGUUGAUUGGAACCAGAUCAAUUUAUUGCACAAUACAAUGAGAAUUUAUUGCCAUUUUCUGUGUAGGAUUAAAUUUUGUUUUUUUAAUGAUAAGUCGUAACAUAAUUCCGUCCCACUUAUGCACAAUGUUCAUAAUAAUCGA